UUUACUUUUUCUUCGCAAAUGAAUUGAAAUAUUAUCAUUUGUAAUCGUUAAAUUAUUUGAACAAAUUAUUGCCAUUAAAAGAAUGAAAAACAUAACUAAUUUACUAAUAUUAAAAAAAAUAUUUUAAUUAGAUCAUUUACUAAGGAAGGUCUAAGCCGGAGGCUGAUCAAACAAAUUUAUUAAUGAAUCAGUCUUUAUAGGUAUUUUGUACUGGUUAACAAAACAAAGUAGACCUAAUAAUAAAUAAAUAAAUCAUGAUUCGAUUUUUAUACAUUGUUAAUAAACAAGGUCAACUUCGAGUAUGCAGAUAUUUUGAAUAUGUUCCUGACAAGAAGAGAAGUAGUUUGCACACAUCUGUUGUUAGAAACUGUCUAAACAGAAAUGAUAAACAGUGUACAUUCUUUGAAUAUGAGGAUUUCACCGUUGUUUACAGAAAAUAUGUAAAUCUGUAUUUCAUUGCUGGAAUAACAAAAGAAGAGAAUGAACUGGCGGUGAUCGAGCUUAUUCACAACUUUGUGGAGACACUGAAUCAGUACUUUGGAAAAGUUUCUGAGCUGGAUAUAAUGUACAACCAGGACAGAGUGUACAUGCUGAUUGACGACAUGCUGUUAAAUGGACAAGCAGCUGAAACCAGCAGAACCAGAGCUCUUGUUCCUCUCCAGCUGCUCGAUACAGCCAAGAAGUGACGUUCUGUCAUCUCCAUUGGUCUUUGUCAGUUUUGCCGUGUCAUCUAGUGGCUAUAUUAACAUGGAGAUGAUGUCUCUCCAUUGGUGAGGCACCAUCAUUCCUGCUUCAAUACAGCUAAACGGCAAUGUCCUCGUGCAUUUUUGUUCUCCAUUGGUGAGGCACCAUCAUUCCUGCUUGAUACAGCUAAACGGCAAUGUCCUCGUGCAUUUUUGUUCUCCAUUGGUGAGGCACCAUCAUUCCUGCUUGAUACAGCUAAACGGCAAUGUCCUCGUGCAUUUUUGUUCUCCAUUGGUGAGGCACCAUCAUUCCUGCUUCAAUACAGCUAAACGGCAAUGUCCUCGUGCAUUUUUGUUCUCCAUUGGUGAGGCACCAUCAUUCCUGCUUCAAUACAGCUAAACGGCAAUGUCCUCGUGCAUUUUUGUUCUCCAUUGGUGAGGCACCAUCAUUCCUGCUUCAAUACAGCUAAACGGCAAUGUCCUUGUGCAUUUUUGUUUUCCAUUGGUGAGGCACCAUCAUUCCUGCUUCAAUACAGCUAAACGGCAAUGUCCUUGUGCAUUUUUGUUCUCCAUUGGUGAGGCACCAUCAUUCCUGCUUCAAUACAGCUAAACGGCAAUGUCCUCGUGCAUUUUUGUUUUCCAUUGGUGAGGCACCAUCAUUCCUGCUUGAAUACAGCUAAAGGGCGAUGUCCUCGUGCAUUUUUGUUCUCCAUUGGUGAGGCACCAUCAUUCCUGCUUCAAUACAGCUAAACGGCAAUGUCCUCGUGCAUUUUUGUUCUCCAUUGGUGAGGCACCAUCAUUCCUGCUUCAAUACAGCUAAACGGGCAAUGCCCUCGUGCAUUGUUGUUCAGCAUGAAAAAAUGUAGCAGGUUUCCUCUGAUGACUACGAGUCAGAAUUACCAAAUGUUUGAUAUCCAAUAGCCGAUGAUUAAUUAAUCAGUAUGCUCAAGUGGUGUCAUUAAACAAAACAAACUUCUGAAGAUGAUUGAAGUGGAUGAUCAUGUACCAAAGAAAUGAUGUUCCAGUCAUUGGACAGACUUGCCAUUUCUGACAAUGCAUUACAAGCAACUGAAAAUUGUGUGAACAAUAGUUUUAUUUGGUUGUCACUCAUGUACCAUCAUUCCAGAAUGUGCAUUGUUGAUCUGCAUAGGAAGAUCAUUCAGGUGGGAGAUCACGUGGAUUUGGAUGUGGUAAAAAAGUGAUUUUUCUGUUGGUGGACAGACUUGCCAUUUCAGACAAAGCAUAAAAAAUCAUAGGCAACUGAAAAUUGCAUGAACAGUAGUUUCAUUUCAAUUGUCGCUCAUGCAAGUCUAGUUUUGCAUGAUCCAUAUUUUUAUGCACACAUUAAAUUUAGGACAUCAGUUAUAUGGGUUAUAUAACAGAUUACAGAAAAUGAAAAGGGUUGCCUAAAUAUUUAUUUGAGGAAACAUAUAAAUGGCUUAAGUAUGUUUUAAUUCACAGAGGCCAAUACCAGAUAUCAUAUGUGUAAUCUUGUCUUGGAAAGUGCAUAUAUAAAAUAAAAAAACCUCCUUGCUUGUUAUCCAUAUUAAAAGUGGCCUUUAUAAUAGCAGCUAGUUUUUUCUCACAUUUUCUUGACCAAGUGUCACAAUUACUGUAUGGUAUUAAAGAAAAACCUUUUGUUUCUUUAUGAUAAACAAGAUAUGAAAGCAGAGAUCGUUUGAUGUCUAAAACACAUUACUAGUUUGUCAGUAUUUGUUAAUAGCCAGCAUCUGGACAAGUUGGGUGUUGGGUGUGGGGUGAAGACCGUCGAGGGGGUUGUGGCCCAAUGGUAGAUUGCUCACCUGAGAUAUCAUGAUUGACAGGAUCAAUUUCCCUCAGUGAACCAGCCCCUUUUUCCCAUUCAAGUCCGUGUCCCCUGACUGGACCAUCAAAUGCAGUGGUGUGUGCGUUUUGUGGGGGUGGGGGUGGGGGAGGACUGCAUAUCCGUAGGAGUCGCCUUUAUGGAGACAACUGAUUUGCUCUCUCGAGCCAAAUGUCGAAAUAGCCACAUUUAGACACCAUAAUAAGUAUAGCCGACUUUAAAUUGUAUCUUUCAACAAACAUUGCUUUUCUGAACCAUCGGCUUUACAUGCUGAUAAUAAAAUGAUUCAUUGGUUCAUCAUUUCAACUUAUUUCCGUGCUUAUAUCCAAUUAUUAAGGACGCUGUCCUGGGCACACACUUCAACUGUCUGGGCUGUUUGUCCAGAACAGUGGAUUAGCGGUUAGUGGUUAGUGAAAGAGAAGUCUGUGUAGUGGUCUUACACCUACACAUUGAGUCGUUAAAACUCACUCUGCGAACCCAGUAACUAUCAGCCUUAUGUCCGAUGGCUUAACCACGACACCACCGGGGCCAGUAAAACAUGAUGGUAAACGGCAAAUAAAAUGUGACUUGUUCUAUGAUGUGAUAUGACUACAACUAUCUGUUUAACAUUACUUGUUAAAGAGGCUGAUGUUCUCAUCACAAAUCUGUUGUUAUCGGUUAGACUUGUUUCAAAGUAAAUAUAUUGAUAAGUUUGUGAUGCAUAAAAUUCGAAAUUUGCAGUAAGUCCACAACAUCUUAAUACGAAAUAUGACAGAGACGUGACUUUUUUCUUGUUCGAAACCCUAUGUCCUGAAGGAUUCUGUCAAACCGUCGCAGUAACUCACUCUGAGCAAGACUGAUCAGCGACCUGUAAGGCCACCGCACCAACUUCUCUCUCACUUAAACUAAUCACUAAUCUUUAACUCCUGUUAGGAACAGACGACGCAAGUAGUUAUGGCUUGUGUCCAGGACAAAAUGUUUGAAUCUUUCACAGAAGCACGACAAUCAAAGUAAAAUGAAAAUGAAGCAUUUAAGUUGGAAGUGGUUGAAUCCGAAUUCAUCUGGCUAAACUGGUUGGAAUUGGUUUGUCUAUGACUGACAUUGCUACAUCAUAGAUACGUUUUUGUUAUUUGUCUCAUUGGUAACCAUCUAGUGUUUUUAAAGUGCUUUUAUAUUCUACUGACGACGAUUGUAAUGAAGUUGUGACAUACAAGAAUGGACCGUAAUAUAGGCUUAUGGCUUGUUGAACAAUUCCAUCAGCAAACGCAUUUGACGCAAAUAAAAUAGUUUUAAAAGUAAAUGAUGUUUUAUAUGUGUGGUGACUUACAGUAACGACUAUCACUAGCUUCUCGGAAAAUGUUUAUAUUUUGAUACUCUGUAAAAGUUAUAACAUUGUUAUAUAGGGUUGUCAGGGCGUUCGAAAAGGUGUACAUAAAGAAACCGGAAAUACGUUGCUGCGUUCUGGAACGGGUAACAGUGCGUCAAACGUAUAAAAUGUCAUUUACAAAUUGUAUGCAAACGUGUACUCAGAUGGGGUUUUAAAGUAAGUAUAUAUUUAUGCGAUAUUUCAGGCCUAGAAUAUUUCAAGAAUGUGAACAGAUCGAGAAUUUAACUUGUUUUUGUAAUAUAAUUGUAUGUGCAAAACGUGAGAUAGUACAAACUAUACAAAUAA
Molecule: messenger RNA, 4156 nt
Organism: Gigantopelta aegis
Lineage: Eukaryota; Metazoa; Mollusca; Gastropoda; Neomphalida; Peltospiridae
Product: AP-4 complex subunit sigma-1-like
Exons: 6
Coding region: 255-686 (143 amino acids)
Biological process (GO): vesicle-mediated transport; intracellular protein transport
Cellular component (GO): intracellular membrane-bounded organelle; membrane coat
Source: RefSeq, a predicted model, not a curated record